This is a messenger RNA of Paramecium tetraurelia, 551 nucleotides long. RefSeq lists its product as uncharacterized. The transcript is spliced from 4 exons. Lineage: Eukaryota; Ciliophora; Oligohymenophorea; Peniculida; Parameciidae. The record is from RefSeq and is a predicted model, not a curated record.
AUCAAAGUAUGAAACAGUUCACAAGAGACUUACCGACAACACAUCACACAGCCAACUCUUACAACCAGUCGUCGUUUGCUCUUACCGAAUUAGCCACUCACGGAGUCAACCAAAAGGCCUUGACCAAGAUUGCUUAAUUAUUGAGCGAAAUCAGAUAAUAAUUAGUCUCAGAAAAGGCUACCAAGACUGACGUUGAAGACAGAUAAGCUGCACACUGGGCUGAAUUCAGCGUUCAUUUGAGCAAUGAACACACCAGAUUGGUUGAAAGAAAAGCUUAAUUGGAAGUCUAAAUCUAAGAAUAAAAGGAUACCAUUGAAGAUGCUUAAUCAUGGAUCGAAUUCCACACCUUGGAAUUAGAAAACAGUGAAGAGAGACUUGCUGGAUAAUAAGCAUGGUAUGCAGUCUAAUCAGAUAUCUAUGAGACCUAAACUGCUGAAAGAGCUGCUUAAAAUGAAAUCGUUGAUAGACUCUAAGAACACAUCAGUGAGAAAUUAUCAACCACCGCCCAAUUCAUCAGCAAAAGAAAUUGAUUUAUUAAAAUAAAUAAAUUA